AUGGCAAUAGCAUCAACAUCAGCCUCAGCCUCUAAGCUGCUCUCUUUUUCCUCGUUAUCAUUCCGUCUGCGAAGCCUCACAACCGCCUCUAGUAUCAGCAGCAACUGCAGCACCACAAGCAAGAAGAAGAAGGAGAAGGAGAAGCUGAAGCAGAGAGUGGUGAUAAAAGAAAAGAGGAGAACGCGUUCUGAUAGAGAGUUCAAAUUGGAAACCAUUAAACGUUAUGGAGAUACUGCCACCCACAUUCCAGUCAUGCUUGGUGAAGUUUUGGAUGUAUUCUCGGCAUCCAAACAGCUCCGGUACUUCGUCGACUGUACGGUUGGAGCUGCUGGGCAUUCCUCUGCGAUAAUUGAAGGCCAUCCAGAAAUGGAAGUGUAUGUAGGACUUGAUGUUGAUCCUGUGGCGCUUGAGAAGGCUCGAGCUCGGAUCAACUCUGUUUUGCAUAACCCAACUUCUUCGACCCUCAAAGCUUUCACCUUUCUGGAGAAUUUCAGAUAUGUUAAGUCUCUGCUUUGCGAUGUGGAUGAGACACUCCUUGACACUGGGAUUGAUGGGAUUUUAAUGGACUUGGGAAUGUCAUCAAUGCAAGUGAACGAUCCUGAAAGAGGGUUCAGUGUGCUUGCUAAUGGACCUCUUGAUAUGCGAAUGGAUCCUCAGGCAAGUCUGAAAGCUGAAGACAUUUUAAACUCUUGGCCAGAGACUGAGGUAGGGCGCAUCCUGCGAGAGUAUGGGGAAGAAAGUAACUGGUACUCUCUUCAAAAUAGAAUUGUUAAAGCCCGAUUGAAUGGUGGAUUGCAUUCCACUGGUGAUCUAGUUGAUCUUAUAAAAAGUGCGACUCCUCUGAGUCGAGAAGGAAGGCAAGGUUGGAUUAAGACAGCUACAAGGGUCUUUCAAGCUCUGAGGAUAGCUGUCAACGAUGAACUGAAGACUCUGGAGGAUUCUCUUUAUGCUUGUUUUGACUGCCUUGCACCUGGUGGUAGGCUAGCGGUCAUCUCUUUCCAUAGUUUGGAAGACAGAAUUGUGAAACAAACAUUUCUGGACAUCAUCAAUGUCAAAGAUGGAGAUGGGGAUAUUGAUAUGAAUGAAGAAGAAGCGUGGAAGAAAGAUUUGAGAAAGAUCAAGAAUGACAUUGAUGAAAGUGAAGCAUGGAUCAAACAAAUGGUACAAGGCUUGAGAGGAACAAUUCUCACUAAGAGACCAAUUACACCUUCUGAAAAGGAAGAGAGCCUGAAUAGCCGUUCCAGAAGUGCUAAGCUGAGGGUGAUUCAGAAGGCUUAG
Molecule: messenger RNA, 1278 nt
Organism: Prunus armeniaca (apricot)
Lineage: Eukaryota; Viridiplantae; Streptophyta; Magnoliopsida; Rosales; Rosaceae
Source: the annotation of a GenBank genome assembly